AUGGCACCCAGCAUGUCCCUCCACAGCGUCGUUGCCAUCCUCAUACUAUGCACCGACUCCUCCCCAGAUUCCUCCAGACUGUUUGCCAAAUACUACAAUCCUCCACACGCUGCAGCCGUGCAACAACAUCCUCCGCAACCUCAGCCAUAUCCUCACCUGAAAGAACAGAAGGCCUUUGAAAAGGGACUACUGGAGAAGACUUCAAAGCAGACCUCCGACGUGAUCCUCUACGACAAUAAGGUCGUGGUGUUCAAGAUGGAGAGCGACGUUAUGCUGUACGUGGUGGGUGGCGCUGAGGAGAAUGAGAUUCUGUUGUAUAACGUCGUAUUGGCCCUGAGGGACACGUUGAGUAUAUUAUUAAAAAACUCGACCGACAAGCGCACAAUCAUGGAGAACUACGACCUGGUCACUCUGGCUAUCGAUGAGAUUGUCGACGAUGGCAUAGUAUUGGAGACAGACCCCGUGAUGGUGGCAUCCAGAGUGUCAAAAGCUCCUGCACAGGAUGCGCCCAAUAUGAAGAACAUCGACCUCAGUGAACAAGGGAUACAAAAUCUUUGGGAAUUCGGAAAGAAGCAAGGAAUGGAGUUCGUACGGAGAAACCUAUAA
This is a messenger RNA of Fonsecaea erecta, 606 nucleotides long. RefSeq lists its product as hypothetical. Gene Ontology annotation, cellular component: COPI vesicle coat. Lineage: Eukaryota; Fungi; Ascomycota; Eurotiomycetes; Chaetothyriales; Herpotrichiellaceae. The coding region runs from base 1 to 606 and encodes 201 amino acids. Gene Ontology annotation, biological process: intracellular protein transport; retrograde vesicle-mediated transport, Golgi to endoplasmic reticulum; intra-Golgi vesicle-mediated transport. The record is from RefSeq and is a predicted model, not a curated record. The transcript has 2 exons.